Brugia pahangi is the source of this 267-nucleotide messenger RNA. NCBI's taxonomy places the organism in Eukaryota, Metazoa, Nematoda, Chromadorea, Rhabditida, Onchocercidae. The record is from the annotation of a GenBank genome assembly.
AUGGAUGCUCAAAAAGUUGCCAUAAACAAAGAGUCGGAAUUUAAAUUAACUCGAGAUGAACUGGAACAUAUAGCACAUGUUUCGUACAUGGCUGAAGAAGAGUUCGGCAAAUUUCAAACAAAAUUACCUAUCGAUAAGGAUUGGGUUGAAGAAGAAGGCACAAAAAAUCGGGUUACGAAGAAUAUAGCGUUGAAGAAAGUGAAUCAGAGAAAUUUUCGAGAACAAGUUCUGCAACGUCAGGUCCCGAUUCUCAACAGCAAUCUGUAG